Molecule: messenger RNA, 627 nt
Organism: Komagataella phaffii GS115
Lineage: Eukaryota; Fungi; Ascomycota; Pichiomycetes; Pichiales; Pichiaceae
Exons: 1
Coding region: 1-627 (208 amino acids)
Molecular function (GO): acyltransferase activity, transferring groups other than amino-acyl groups
Source: RefSeq, a predicted model, not a curated record
AUGAGUUCUACUCUAGAUCCUGAACUAAUAACCCCCUCGAUCACAGUAUAUCCCUUCCAAUCUUCGGCUCAGGUACCAAAGAGGCUUCUACAACAGAUCCAUCACUUGUUAAACUACGAGGUUGAACAGGGUGACACAUAUCCCCAAAAGGAGCCCCUGGACGACCAACAAUUUUUCAACUAUUACGCUCCUAACUUUGUAGCGGUGGCCCUGAGAGGUGAUUUCCAUGAUGCUUCAAUCGAAUCGCUCAAAACAAUUGAGGACUUCUCAAAGAUCUUUCUGGGAAGCUUUUACAUCAAACCUAACUACGUGGGCAGAUGUUCGCAUAUAUGUAAUGGAGGAUUUUUGGUCCACCCUUCAGCCAGAGGAGAAGGUCUGGGAAGCAAAAUGGGCAAAGUUUACCUUAAAUGGGCUCCGAAAUUGGGGUAUAGCUACUCCAUUUUCAAUUUGGUCUUUGAAUCUAACACAGCCAGCUGUAGAAUUUGGGACAAAUUGGGAUUCAAUAAAAUAGGAGUUAUACCUCGUGCUGCCAAUCUAAAAGGCCAUUCCAAAAAUGUAAAUGCUAUUAUUUAUGGAAGGUGCCUGCUCUGUGAAGGUGAAUGUACAUGCGAUACGGACCUUUCUUAA